AUGCCAUCCUUUCUCGUGAAUGGUCGAUUUCCUACCAUCAACAAUUUCACCUCCCAGGAUGUGACAAGUGAUGAAAGGGCAGCUGCCGUCGACUUUGUCAAUCGCCAUAACUUUGUUUUUGAAGAGUUCGACCAUGCAAUGAUGGCUGCUACCUUUCUCCCUGAUGCUGUGGUUUAUCACAGUCACGGGACAAUUAGCGGUCUUGCCGAAAUGAAACGAUUUUUCGAAGAAGACUACGGGUUCUUUAUUCCGGGGAUAUGCCGAAGCGCCACCAACCAUGUUGUUGAUCGAGAUGUGGAUGGAGGGUUGGUGGUGAGGUUUCAAGAGUGUUUGAUCAGAUAUGGAUGGGAAGGUGACGAUUUACGCAUUGUUACUGGCAAUGAAAUGCCCAGAACUGAUGGGCUCCCCCAAAUAUGGUGGGUUGGUACGAUCAUUGAUCGACUGAGGAAAACAGACGAUGGCUGGAAAAUUUUUGAAAGAUAUCUUGGGACCCCUUUCAGAAACCAGGCCCUUGAUCUGCCAAUGGCUGAUAAGGCUCUCGGAUCAUAA
Molecule: messenger RNA, 549 nt
Organism: Penicillium crustosum
Lineage: Eukaryota; Fungi; Ascomycota; Eurotiomycetes; Eurotiales; Aspergillaceae
Exons: 1
Coding region: 1-549 (182 amino acids)
Source: RefSeq, a predicted model, not a curated record